Molecule: messenger RNA, 1170 nt
Organism: Patiria miniata (bat star)
Lineage: Eukaryota; Metazoa; Echinodermata; Asteroidea; Valvatida; Asterinidae
Exons: 1
Coding region: 30-704 (224 amino acids)
Source: RefSeq, a predicted model, not a curated record
UCUUCCGACAAGUUCCGAUAUACCGUCAAAUGCAAUAUUUCACAAGGACACACAACGCUUCUAACAAUGCGUCGAGCGCUCUGGACUACGAAAUCGUCAUCUCCCACUAUAACGAGAAACUGGAUUGGAUGAAGCCCCUUGCCGAUCACAGUCACGUUUAUCACAAGGGAAAAGACAAGGGACCGUCUUUUGAUGUCUACAAGUGGGAGAAGUUACCAAACGUGGGGAGAGAAGCACACACCUAUCUGUACCAUAUUAUACACAAUUACGACAAACUCGCCGAUAUAACCGUCUUCCUGCAAGGCACGGAUCCUGGUGGAGAGCAUAGAUAUUGGUGCUUUGCCAGUGCGAUGGAGUUCGUCCAGCGAGCCAAGAAACACCAGUACUGCAACAUCAGGCAGCGUUACGGCGGCUGGGGGCGCAUCCGCCAUCUUGGCAAGUGGCUGAAAUCUCUUCAGAACGGCCAGAUGCGGAGAGCGAACCUGACUAUGGGCGAGUUCUACACGGCUUUGUUUGGUACCAAACCACCCGACGGGGUACCAGUAUGUUUAGCAGGAUGUAUCUCUGCUUCGAGGGAAAACCUGAGACGGUUCCCAGUUACUUUUUAUGAGAAGGCCAUAUCUUUUGUGAACGAUCACUCGAACCCAGAGGAGGCCCAUUACUUUGAGAGACUUUGGGCAACCAUAAUCAAUGCCAAGAAAUAGUGAAUUGAAUGGGAGACACUUCCCAACUCGUGGGAAGCUUCCUAACUUUUGUGAGAUGUUGUAAUAAAUGUAUACAACUCUUAGGAGGUUUACCAAACCUCGAAUUUCGCGCGGCGGCUCCGGCAUCAGGAUCUGGCUGCAGGAUUUUGAACUCUGAAUUCAAUUUACUUGGUCUCAGUGAAGGUCAACACGUUUUUGGAUUUCUUAUUUAAUGGGUUUAAUCAUACGUGUCUGGUAACUCGAAAGCCAGAAAUGAAGACAAUUUCCAGAUAAAGCCGUAGUUUGGUAAAUACUAUUAACCCUCAUGGCGGCCAUUUUGAAAAUCCAAGAUGGCUGCCAUGUAGGUGUGUACACAAAUGCCAACAUUGAGUAUUCCCCAUGCUCGGAAGAUUCCAAAAAUGAAUAGUUUGGCUGAGGCCAAAAAAAAAAAAAAAUCGGUCUCUGGUCAGACCAAAGUUCCGGAAUU